UUUCCCCUUUGAAAGAGUCGGACAUUCAAAAUAAUUAGUUCUUGCGUUGAUUUGAGAAAAAGUAUAAAAAAAAUUGAAUGAGUAACCAUAUCGAAAUUCAUCAAAGCUAAAUAAGUAAAAAUUUUAUUAUUAAUUGGAAAGUGAGCACAUUUUAUUACUACUCCAAACACUCCUAAGCAUUGGUCCUUCAAAUCGGAUUUAAGUAUGGCCGCUAAAAUUGUGAACCAAGUGCAACGCAUCUCCGCGAAAAAAUGCAACAAUUCUGAUUAUGGGAACAUUUUCCUCGAUGGUUUGGCCAAAAUGCGUGUCAAUCAAAAGCUCUUUGAUUUUUCUUUGGACGUAGACGGCGAACUCAUCCACGUGCACAAACUUGCACUUGCGAUUGCCUCUGAUUACUUCGCCGCGAUGUUCGAAGCUGACAUGAAGGAGCGGAAGGAAGAAACUGUCAAGUUACAGGAUGUGGACUUAGUUGCCGUCAAGGCACUCGUUGACUACGUUUAUAGCGGGAUCAUCACGCUUACAGAAGCAAACGUCGAAGCGGUACUGGCUGCGUCGGACUUAUUUCAGUUGGUAUGGGUGAAAGAGGAAUGUGUCCAAUUUCUUGAAAGCAACUUGAACCGAAACAAUUGUUUUCGAUUGCGAAAACUCGCUGAUAUGCAUUCUUGCAAGGGGUUGCAGGACGCCAGCUAUAAAUAUAUUUUGGAUCAUUUCGAUGACCUAAUUGCCGAGGAGGAUCUACUGUUGAUAUCAUUUGAAGAGAUGAAGAAAUUGAUAAAGGACGCGCAACAUUUUGUCAAACCUUCAGACAGUGCUUAUAAGGCCGCAAUAAAUUGGGUCAAACACGACCUAGAGAGAAGAAGAGUUCACCUCGCGGAGCUUAUGAGCCAGAUACGUUUACCUCUUGUCAGCACAGAGUUCUUGACAAACCACAUUGUUGCUGACCCUCUGCUUACAGAAGAUCAAAAAUGCAAUAAAUUCUUAAUGGAAGCCUUAACUUGUCAAUUAACGGAAGUUACUCAACCACAUAAAAAAUGCCAAACAGAAACAAAACAUCGCAACGAAAGCUUUCAUGUGUUUCUUGUCGGCGGCACACGGGACAUUGAGAAUGCAAAUGCCAUGAAAGAAUGCAAAGUCUAUGAUGUUUCCAAAGAGAAACACGUUUCUAUCUCAAGUAUGAAUGAGAAGAGAUACAAUCAUUCUGCCGCCUCCUUCAACGGUGUAGUUUAUUCAGUGGGUGGAUGGAAUGCGGGUGCUUUGAAGACGGCUGAAUGUUAUGAUCCUGUCAGCAAGCGGUGGAGUUAUAUUGCGCCAAUGAAUAGUACCCGAGAUAGUUUUGGGAUUUGCACGUACAAUGAUCUAAUUUACGUAGUUGGUGGAUGGGACAACUCCACAGUAGAAAGCUACAAUCCUGCAACUAACAAAUGGCGCUUCUCUCAGAGUAUCCCUGCAAUAACCAAAAGUGUCAAUCGGGCAACAGUGGCAGAAAAUAAUAUAUACGCUUUGACUCAUCCACUUGGAGGCAAUAAUGUAUUUCAUCGCUUUGAUCCGAGAGAUGAAAAGUGGUAUAAUUUAAAUGAGAUGCAAUCAACAUCUGGUCAAUAUGAACUCAUCUCAUAUGAUCGCACAUUGUUUACCAUUGGAAGAAACGAGUGCAAAUGGCUCGACAUACGAGUGAACAAAUGGGAAUCUAUGCCACACAUGUUGUCCAAUAGGACUGGUUUCUCGGCUGUGAUAGCCGGAAAAGACAUAUAUGUGUUUGGCGGUAAAAAAGAAUGUAACUCAUUCGUUACAAGUGUGGAACGCUGUAGUGUCCUUAAUAAUGAGUGGACAACAGUGGAUUCAACAGAAAUUUAUCACUUUUGGGGACGAGCUGCAGUUCUAAGCGGGGAAUUUGAUUUCAGUUAAAUAGUGGAAGGAAAGCGUUAUAAAGAAUAAAUAUUAGUU
Glossina fuscipes is the source of this 1944-nucleotide messenger RNA. RefSeq names its product kelch-like protein diablo. The record is from RefSeq and is a predicted model, not a curated record. Gene Ontology annotation, molecular function: protein binding. The transcript has 6 exons. Lineage: Eukaryota; Metazoa; Arthropoda; Insecta; Diptera; Glossinidae. Bases 205 to 1905 code for a protein of 566 amino acids.